AACCGCUGGACAUUGUCAGGAACUCUACAAGUGGACAAACUGUUUUCUGAACUAUAAUGAUGACGAGAAUAACGAUAUUUGAAUUUGGAGUCUUUGUCGUGUUCUUGGCAAGUAUGGUAUCGGCUCAGCAGCCGGAUUUAUACAUGCACAAGAUCAUGUCGAAUGUCAAGAAUUAUACAGAAUUUUGUGGUUUGAUGAGCAUGAGUCCAUACGAAUGUGAAAAUGUUGUGAUAAAUUCUGAACCAGUAAACGGAGUAGACGAGACUGGUGAGAAAAUGCUCGUUGGAGGAACAAGCCAGCUUGCCCAGUUUGAUGCAUGUAAUCCUCGUGAACAAACAGUAGCGUUACCACGUCAUCCUGACCCAGAUAUUACAAUAUGGCCAUCAUGUACUCGUGCUAUGAGAUGCGGUGGGUGCUGCACGAGUGAUAUGUUCUCGUGUGAACCUACGGAAAUCAGAGAAAAGUUCGUGAAGGUGUUUGACACACGUCUGCCAUAUCCAGGAGCACAUCGUUUCCGGUUUCUUGGCGUUCGGGCUGUCAAGAUAAUUGAGCAUGUGCAAUGUGACGCCCAGUGUAAAAUUAAGAAGCACGAAUGUCAUAAAUAUCAAAUGUACGAAGCCAGGAGGUGUCGUUGUGUGUGCAGACCAGAGAUGCUCAUACACAAGAAUUCGUGCGAGAACAAUCAGAUCUGGGACGACCAAGAGUGCGGCUGUAUUUGUCCCAACAGAAACACUAUUAAAUGCCCGGAACCGUCCUAUUUCAAUAAAGAUACAUGCAAAUGCACGCUUAAAACAAGUGUAACAGGAGAAAUAGAUCUGGAUAAAUUGUUUGAACAACUUGACAAAGGUCUGAUUGGUUCAGAUAUGCUCCUCGACAAUCAGAAAUCUAGUAAAGACGAAGAGAGAGAUAUCGAUGCGAUUGCUGGUAUGAAAGGUACAAAGGUCCAAGUCAAAGAGUUUGGAGAGAGCUUAGAAGACAUUGGAGAAAAGGGCGAGGCAGAUGAAGAGGAAAAGGUUAAUGAUGUUAAACCGAAAACUAUGUCAUUCGGAGUGGUGGAGAACUUUCAGAAGGAAAAAGAAGAAAAGGUUGUUGUAAAGAACGAAAACCAAGAAAAGAAACCACCAGUAAAGACUGUGUCAAACCCAUGCAAAGACAAAAAAUGUUUUGGAAUGUGGGAAGCAAGGUUACUGGACAACGGCAGGUGUCAGUGUUUCCCGCCAAGACGAUUUGGAUAAUUGUUAUGUUAUUACACAUAUACAAAAAAAGAGAACAAAUACGUUUAGAUGUAUGUGAAAAUAUACACUUUACAUGGUGUUGUGCGUAUUUCUUUAUACAUGUCAGAAUGUGUUUUACAAGUAUUUACCGGACAGACUUUCUGGGGAGGUAACUAGAAUAGCUUUUGGACUACAUGAAGUACAUGUAUUUUCAAUGAAAAUAUCUUUGUGUCGCAAAUUGGGAUUAAUUCUAAAUAUAAUACCGUCAAAUGUUACUCCAUUGUGUUUAAAAGUAAAACAAAUGUUGUUUUUCAAUAUUUCCUGAAGGCUUUGAAUUAUAGGGUUGCUAGGACAGAAAUGAUGAGCAUUGCAUAUAUGAUUGGGUAGGUUUUAGUGCAUUUUUGCAAGUCCCAAAUUCCUUUGAUUGUGACCUACUGUCUCGGUAAUUUUUCGAAUCCAGUAAUAGA
Molecule: messenger RNA, 1681 nt
Organism: Ruditapes philippinarum (Manila clam)
Lineage: Eukaryota; Metazoa; Mollusca; Bivalvia; Venerida; Veneridae
Product: balbiani ring protein 3-like
Exons: 8
Coding region: 57-1235 (392 amino acids)
Biological process (GO): positive regulation of cell population proliferation; positive regulation of protein autophosphorylation
Cellular component (GO): membrane
Molecular function (GO): growth factor activity; growth factor receptor binding
Source: RefSeq, a predicted model, not a curated record